Messenger RNA from Dissoconium aciculare CBS 342.82, 1423 nucleotides. Its product is annotated as short-chain dehydrogenase/reductase-like protein SDR. NCBI's taxonomy places the organism in Eukaryota, Fungi, Ascomycota, Dothideomycetes, Mycosphaerellales, Dissoconiaceae. The transcript is spliced from 3 exons. Gene Ontology annotation, molecular function: oxidoreductase activity. The record is from RefSeq and is a predicted model, not a curated record. Bases 354 to 1250 code for a protein of 298 amino acids.
AACUGCACUUAUUGUCUUGGUGUCAAAAGGGCCCAAUAAUGAGGCGGUUCAUUGGCAUAUGUUCUCCGCCGACAUCCUAUGCAGCAAGCACACCUGGACAAGCUCUUGUUACGUGGCGGUCAAACUCUCACCAAAUUGUCACUGUGACAUCAUGAAAUUCAAGUGACGCGCUGAAGACGCGCGAGCUCAUCACUUUUACCACGAGCUCUCACUCACAGCAUGUAGUAGGUACGCAUGCUCAUAUCGGGAGGGGCAUUGCUAUAUGUAUUUAGAAAGAUCCUGUACUUCAGCAAAUAUUCGAUUAUAAUCCAUUCACUUUUCUGUUCUACCACCAGAAAGUAGCCACUCCAACCAUGUCCUCCACAAAGUCACCGUUCCAAAUUGGCUGGCAGCCCGAGGUUCAGCACCAACCGCUCCCCGGCAAAGAGUCUGAUCUCGACCCUCAACCUAUCUACGACCAUGUUCCCACCUGGGAUGGUGGCUCCAAGCUCUACCAAGCCGCCGGCAAGCUCGAGGGCCGCAAGGCUGUCAUCACCGGAGGCGACUCUGGCAUUGGUCGCAGCACAGCCAUCCUCUUCGCCAUGGAGGGAGCCGAUUCCUUAAUCGCCUACCUGGAAAGCGAGGAGAAGGAUGCGCAAGAGACCAAGAAGCAGGUUGAGAAAUACGGCCGCAAGUGCUUCCUCUUCCCUACCGACUUGAGGAAGAAGGAGAACUGCGAUAAGGUGAUCGACGAGGCGCUGCACAAGCUCGGCGCGGUCAACAUCCUGUUCAACAACCACGCCUACCAGAUGAUGAAGGAGACCAUCCUGGAGAUCUCCGACGAGCAAUGGCUCAACACGUUCGACACCAACAUCCACCCGUUCUUCUACCUCUCCAAAGCCGUCCUCCCGCACAUGAAGCAAGGCGACACCAUCAUCAACAACGCCUCGAUCAACGCCUACAUCGGCCGACCAGAUCUCCUCGACUACACCAGCACAAAAGGCGCCAUCGUCUCCUUUACCCGCGGUCUCUCCAACCAAUUCGUCGGCAAAGGCAUCCGCGUCAACGCCGUCGCCCCCGGCCCGGUCUGGACACCACUGAUUCCGUCCACCAUGACCGACAAGGCGAUCAAGGAGUUCACCGCCCCGUGCGGCCGCCCUGCACAGCCCAGUGAGAUUGCGACGGUGAUAGUUUUCCUGGCGAGCACGGAUAGUAGCCAGAUUAGCGGACAGACGAUUCACCCUAACGGUGGCACUGUUGUGAACGGCUAAAAUGUUUGCGAGGCGAUCAGCUAACGUUAACGUUGAGGCUGAUGGAGGAAACAUGUAUGAAGUUCAUGAUUGAUAUGAUAAGAAGAAUGACGCGAUUCAAUUUACGACGAAAAAGUUGUAACGAGAUGUAGCUCUGCAAUUCCAUUCUCAUGCUGUGCAUGAAGCAUUCCGAG